AUGGGAACGGAGGAGGUGGAGGACUUCGAAAUCGAUAUGGAAGUAGAUACGGAAAAGUUGGAGGUAUUCGGGACGAUCAUCACGGAGGUGAAGAUGGAAGGGCGAGUGCCGGCGUCGUCCCACCUGGUGUAUGACUGCUCGCACGGGGAAUGGCUGCUAGCUCAAAUGGCGUACGACCGGAAGAUUCGCCUCUUCUCGAGCAGGUCGGUUCGGCAGCUAUUGAGCAUCUCGUCGUCAUUGCCGGACAACUCGCGGUUUAUCUUUUCGGGGGCGCUUAUACCGAAGCAAAUCAAACGUAUUUUGAAGAUGAAAGGACUCAGCGCUGUUGUGGCCAGAGACGCGGAGAGUGUGGUGGCGAUGGAGGAGUCCAUUGAUGCGGAGCGAAAGCGUUUGGCGGCGAAAGGACUCUCCAGAAUAAGUCAAUCUCGUGAGCGCUAUUUGCUAGAAAAGGGGGGCGGCGAAAACGGAGCCAAUCAACGGGGACCAGUGGGAAGUUUGGUUUCCGGCUUGCGCACGUUUGUCCGAAUACAGGAAGGGCAGUCAGUCGACGAUGUGGCCGAAAUCGUCAACACCAUCGAACAAACGUGCCGAAACAUUUCGGUGGUUGGGCUGUGGGGAGGCGAUAUGGACCCGGAGACGUGUUUAAACAUGCUCGAGGCCGUCCGUACAAAAUCCGGCAUAUCCAACCUAAGGGUUGCAAUGGAGCAUCUUGGCCCCAAGAGUGCAGGGUGGUUCACGGGGUUACGUGGUGCAAGAAGAGGGCCGAUAAUGUGGACGUUCAACUACGAACUGUGA
This is a messenger RNA of Ectocarpus siliculosus, 795 nucleotides long. Lineage: Eukaryota; Phaeophyceae; Ectocarpales; Ectocarpaceae. The record is from the annotation of a GenBank genome assembly.